Molecule: messenger RNA, 954 nt
Organism: Opisthorchis viverrini
Lineage: Eukaryota; Metazoa; Platyhelminthes; Trematoda; Opisthorchiida; Opisthorchiidae
Exons: 5
Source: RefSeq, a predicted model, not a curated record
UUGGGCGAGAUGGCCCAAGUGGUUAGAGCGCGAAUUUACUGACCGGAAGGUUCGUGGUUCGAAUCCGACCUCCGCCACUCGACUUCCCCUGUCUAGGCCUGGGCAACCUGGCAGUAUCCUAGCCCUCGUGCUUCCUUUCGGGUGGAAUGCUUCUAGACCAAGAGCAGGUGACAUGGAUAUCCUGACGGAACAGCUCAAGACCAGUGGCUGCAGUACAAAUCCCACCAAAAGCGUUAUCGCUAGGACACCUGUGGCGUCAGAUUGGUGCAUUCCUGAAUCUCAAGGGACGUGUGGAUCAAGCCACGGUGGGACUCUUUUGUUGUAUGGCUGUGAGACUUGGCCUGUUCGAGUAGCGGAACUGAGAUUUCUUCAGGUGUCCGACAUUCGUUAUCUCAGAACCAUAGCUCGCGUGGGUUGGUGUCGGCGAAUCCGUAACGAGGCAGUUAGAAAGCGUGUUUUCGGUUGUGUAACGGGUACUUCCAUUGAAGAAUGUGUCCAGCACCAGAAGCUGCGUUGGUUGGGACAUGUGUUACGUCCUGAAGGGGCAAGAUGGCUCAAGUGGUUAGAGCGCGAAUUUACUGACCGGAAGGUCCGUUCGAACCCGAACUCUGCCUCUCGACUUCCCCUGUCUAAACUUGGUCAACCUGGAAGUAUCCCAGCUCUUGUGCUUCCUUCGAGUAGCAUGGCAGCUAGGCACCGGAAGGGUGUUACAGCUAAGCGUAAUAAAUGGUCGAAUUUACCGACCCGAAAGUCCGGGGUUCGAACCCCACCUUUGCCUCUCGACUUCCCCUACAUAGACCUGGGCAACCUGGCAGUAUCCCAGCCCUCGUGCAACCUUUGGGUGGCAUGGCAGUUAGGGACCGAAAAGUUGCUACAGCUGAACGAUUUUUUUACGUGCGCGAUACUCACGGAUGUAGCCAGUACCAAUUCUGAACCACAAAUUUAUUGUUCCUG